This is a messenger RNA of Corylus avellana, 3495 nucleotides long. The record is from RefSeq and is a predicted model, not a curated record. NCBI's taxonomy places the organism in Eukaryota, Viridiplantae, Streptophyta, Magnoliopsida, Fagales, Betulaceae.
AUGGCGUCCACCACCACUCAGAGACCCUCUUCCUCUUCUUCUUCGACACCUUCACGGAGAUACGAUGUUUUCCUCAGUUUCUACGGUGAAGACACCCGCAAGAGUUUUACCGACCAUCUACAUGCCGCUUUGAAACAGAGAGGCAUUCUCGUAUUUAGAGACGAUGAAAAGCUCGAGCGAGGAAAAUAUGUUUCUAAAGAGCUCUUAAAAGCAAUACAAGAUUCCAAGUAUGGAAUUGCCAUUAUCUCUCCAAAUUAUGCAUCAUCUAGAUGGUGCCUCAUUGAACUUGCCAAGAUGGUCAAAUGCAUGAGAAACACUGGGAGAGUUUUGCCCAUUUUCUACCAUGUGGAUCCAUCCGACGUAGGAAACCAGAGGGGAGCUUUUGCCGAAGCUUUUGGUAGGCAUGAAAAAGAUCCCAAGGUUGACAUUCAGAUGAUGUCAAAGUGGAGAGCUGCUUUGAGAGAAGUGAGCAAGAUCUCCGGAUGGCAUGUACAUGAUAGGCACGAAUCAAUCGUUGUAGAAGAAAUUAGUAGAAGGGUACUUAGUGGAUUGAGUCGUAACUUCUCAAUCGUUUCCAAGGAUUUUGUAGGCAUAGAAUCCCGUGUGGAGGAAAUUAUGAACCUGCUUAGUAUAGGAUUGGAUGAUGUUCGCUUUUUAGGGAUUUAUGGGAUGGGUGGAAUUGGGAAGACAACUUUGUCAAAAGCCAUUUAUGAAAGAGUUUCUCAUCAAUUUGAUGCUAGUUGCUUCAUCACUGAUAUUAGAGAAGAAACUAGAACUCAUGGUCUAGUUUACUUACAAAAACAACUUAUUGUUGAGAUCUUGAUGGAAAGAGAAAUAAAUAUAUGGAAUGAGUAUGGGGCAAGUAGAGUGAUAGUAAACAGACUACGUAAUAAAAAGGUUUUUAUUAUUCUUGAUGAUGUGGAUGAAGUAAAACAACUAGAAGCACUAGCGGGGAGCCAUGAUUGGUUUGGUCAAGGGAGUAGAAUCAUUAUAACAAGUAGAGAUCAACAUUUGCUUAAUAGAUUUGUGGAUAAUACCUACGAGGUUAUGAACUUGAAUUAUCCUGAAGCUUUACAGCUCUUUAGUUGGAAAGCCUUCAAGAAACCUCAUCCUGAAGAAAAUUAUGUUCAAUUGUCUAUGAAUGUUGUGAGUUACGCUCAAGGCCUCCCUUUAGCUCUUGAAGUUUUUGGUUCUUUCUUAUUUGGUAGAACAAUGGAUGAAUGGAAAAAUAUUGCAUGUUUCUUCCAUGGAGCAAAUAUGUAUAGCAGCAUACACAAACUAGAAAGUUUUGGUUACUAUCCGAACAUCAAUAUCAGAGUUCUUGUGGACAAAUCUCUUAUAACCAUCUCGAAUGAAAGAUUGCAGAUGCACAAUUUGUUACAAAAAAUGGGUCAGCAAAUAGUUCAUUGUGAGUCUGCUGAGGAGCCUGGCGAACGCAGUAGAUUGUGGCAUAUUGAGGAUGUUCUUCACGUAUUGAAAAAUAAUACUGGAACUGAUACAGUUAAAGGCAUUGUCCUAAAAUUACCUUUACAGAAACUAGAGCAACUAAAUUUUGAAGCCUUCUCAAAGAUGAAAAAAUUGAAAAUGCUUGAGAUUAGCGGGGUUGGUCAUUUACGCACUAAUCUAGAAUGGCAUGGAGAUCCUUCGAAUUUCAUGCUAAGUAACGAGUUAUGCAUUAUAGAAUGGUGGGAAUAUCCUUUCGAAUCCUUGCCGGCCAGUUUCCAGCCGAAGAAUCUUGUUAUGCUCAAAAUGCCUUACAGCUGCAUCAAACAAUUGUGGGAUAAAAGGAAGAUUUUUGACAAAUUAAAACACAUUUGCCUGAGUCACUCUCAAAACUUAAUCGAGACACUAGACUUGAGCGGAUUCCAAAAUCUUGAGAAACUAGAGCUUGCAUAUUGUACAAGUUUGUCUAAAGUUCACCCAUCCAUUGGAUUUCUAAGACGACUUAAAGAGUUGCAUCUACAAGGUUGCAAACGUCUUAAGAGACUUCCAGACGAGAUUUGCUUGGAAUCACUUGAAGUUUUUAAUCUUUCUGGCUGUUCAAGACUCAACAAGUUACCACUAUCAUUUAAGAGGUUGUCGUCUCUUAAAAAUCUCAAUAUAUCUAAUUGCUCAAGACUAGAGAAAAUCCCAAAAAACAUGAUUAGUGGUAUGAAAUGUCUAGAGCACCUUUGGGUAGGUGGAAAUGCUACAAGGAAACUUCCGAUAGGUAGUGGACCAGAUCCCAUUAUAAGUCUUUUGCUCCCUGAUUCUUUCUCAGGUUUAAGCUCUUUAAGAGAACUAGAUUUGAGUUAUCACAAUCUAUCAAAUGGGAAUGGGGUGAUCGCCAAUAAUUUUAGUUGCUUAUCCUCACUUUGUUCUUUAAAUUUGUCUUGGAGCAAAUUUACGAGGAUAAUAGACGGUGCCUGGCAACUUUCAAAUCUUGAAUGGCUAGAUUUGAGUUAUUGCAACCUAUUGGAUGGAGCGAUGCCGAGUGACCUUAGUUGCUUACCCUUACUUCGUAUUUUAAAGCUAAGUGGGAACAAAUUUACGAGAAUACAAGAUUGUGUGGCUCAACUUUCUCGCCUUUAUAGUCUUGAGUUGGAUGAUUGUAGUUGGCUUCAAGUAUUGCCGAAGCUUCCAUUGGGAUUAAUAAGCUUGAGUGUAAGAAAUUGUCCAUCGCUGGAGUUGUUUUAUAAGCAAAUGGAGAUGUGGAGUUCAAAUGAAAAAUUAAGGAGCAUUGAUGGAUCUUUUGUGGCCGCUUAUAUUGAUUAUGAUGGAACACCCAGCUGCAAGAUCCUACGCCUGCAUCCACGAAGUCCUUUAUGGAGUAAAGAAAGUUUCCAAACUUUUUAUGACUUGGAAGCAUGCGGCCCUGCGCUGGUGGGAUCAGGAAUCCCAAAGUGGUUCAAAGAUAAAAGCAGUAAUUGGUUUGGAAGAAUUCAAUUGCAUACAGAUUUUAGCUCAGUGAAGUGGUGGACUUGGAAGGGGUAUGCUCUUUUUAUUGUUUAUGAAAUUCAUGAGCCUCGCAGUACUCAUCCAAGAAAGAGAAGAAAACUCAAGGUCGAUGAGUGGAAGGAGAAUUCGAAUUCUACAACAAUAUUUGAUGGCAGUAAUAGUAAUUUACCCAACUUUGUUUGUCAAUUUCAAGUGAAUGAAGUUGAUGUUACAGAGCCCUUGGCCCUUUGUGCCCCUGGAUUCCCUUCUAUUGGGUCAAGUGGAUUUUGGGUGUAUAUACCAGCUAACUGGUUCUUAGGGAGAAGAGUGGGAAAUAGCUUUGUGUGUGGAUGGAACAAUCUUAAGGCUUCAAUUACAACAGCCUGCUUGAAUGUUGAGGUAAAGGAGUUUGGGGCGCGUGUAGUACGUGAUCAGAGUGAUUAUUCAGAGUUCUGCCAAGUUGUGAACACCAUUUCUCCACAUGGUUUGGAUUUUAAAAGUACUCGGAAAUCUUCUUUUGAUUUGGUCAAUGGUUAUCUAUUUCUCCACGUGGAUGGCCCUAUUAAAUCUAUGUUGUAG